Molecule: messenger RNA, 351 nt
Organism: Hydractinia symbiolongicarpus
Lineage: Eukaryota; Metazoa; Cnidaria; Hydrozoa; Anthoathecata; Hydractiniidae
Exons: 4
Coding region: 1-351 (116 amino acids)
Source: RefSeq, a predicted model, not a curated record
AUGAGCACUGAAACUGAAUGUUUUUGCUGUCACGAACUGGAAUCAAGACAUAUAUAUAACCUACAAGAAAUAAACUGUAUAGUCAAUCACGAAGAUUUUGACCCGAUUGUUUUAAGGAAAGGAAAUCUCUGGACUGCUUUGGUUGGAAUGUAUGAUAGAGAAUCGACAUAUCUUCCUCCAAGAAAUGACGUUCCCAAUAAAACAUAUUGCUAUGCUGCUUACCGACAGUUCACGUGGUGGGUUCACAACAGACUUGGCAAAUCUGUGCUAAGGGUCAUCCCGUCAUGUGCAGUGAAAAAAAUUCGUGAUGCUUAUCCAGAGCCUGAUGAGAGGGUCUUUCGGCAGGGAUAA